AAUCUGUUGGCACAAUCACCACGAUUAGCCCGGUAUCUCGUCCAAAGGUUCAAGCGUGGGGAGACCAGCUGUGAAUCAGCCUUGAAGUCAGACCUGAAUUCAAACUAACGAACGCCACCAGCCAGGCCUGUCCACUGUGAACAACUUCUAGAAGGUCUAGAGACGUCCUCAACCAUCCCACAGUGGCAUCGAGAGAUAAGGUGAUCGCCACAGUCCUACCACAUGCUCUGUGGUGAAUGCAGUGCAACGGCCUAUCUGGAGAUAUCGAGGAACAUGUGAGCUACCAAGACAAUCUUCCGAAACGACUGUGCUCGUGCCAUGUCGAAGUUGUCUUAGUUAAUAUCGAUAGGGUUGGUCAAGAAGAUGGCCGGCAAGUCUUGAGUCCAGUCCUGGUACCAUGCUAUCCCCUCGCAUCAUAUCAGUGGUUGUGUUAAGCUGCCACCGUUGCGCCCAGCGCUUCUCGAAGCCGGUUACAUAGACGCCCAGGCUCACUUGCAGGGACUCCUCGUCGAGACGUUGGGCACCGGCACCUUUUGUCCCCAGUUACAUACAGCAAGAUCGGCACUUUGGUGAGUUAAACCCGAUCCGUAAGGUAGUCGACGUCUGAGGGCUUAACCACACUUGGCGCCGAUGGGCAAGCUACCGGCUUGCCCCCGAAUAGACAGGUAGAUUCAAGCUACCUGGUUCCUUACACCACGGGAGCACCCGCUCUCUUUUGCGGGGCGUAGUUGGGCGUAGCCAUGGACGGCUGAGCAAACCAAAGUGGGAAGGUGUAUUAUUUGUCCCUCAUCCUUCCCCCUGCUAAGAGCUCUGUUCACAGCCGCGAGCUACUCGCUGCUGGAUGGUGUGGCCACUCUCACUGCUGCCUCCCACUGCUGUCGUUCAUUCUCCGCCGCGAUGUCAACCACCCAGCAGUUCUGUGUAUGCGAACCUUGAGCGCCUCCCUGGCUCCCCACGUUGACCCUUGGCCUACCUACCCAGCACGACGUGCUGGUAAACGAAACCGGAAGGUCGUCUGUCUCCCGUCAACAUGGCAAAGAUGGCGUUUUCCUGGAUCUAAUGGGCCCCAAUAACCAUAAAUAUGACCACAUCCUCCCCUUCAUGAUGGUCUUCUUUUCUUCUCACCCUCAUCCUCAACAUCAUCAUCUCACCUCUCCAGUCCUACCCGGUCCAACUCUGACAAAAUGCUCUUCUCGGCUGCUGCUCUCCUGGCUCUCCUGCCCGCGGCUCUCGCUGCCCCGGCUACUUCCGGUCCCCUUGACAAGCGCGCACCGAUCAUCUCGGCCCGCGCUGGCAAGGUCGUUCCCGGCAAGUACAUUGUCAAGCUCAAGGAUGGUGCCUCCGAUGCCGUCGUGAACAAGGUCCUCGGCAAGCACAAGGCCGACCAGAUCUACAAGGGUGGCAAGUUCAAGGGCUUCGCUGGUGCUCUUGACGAUGCUUCCCUCGAGGCCAUCCGCUACCUCCCCGAGGUUGAGUACGUCGAGGAGGAGGCCGAGUUCACCAUCAACGCCGUCGUCUCUCAAACUGGUGCUCCCUGGGGUCUUGCUCGCAUCUCCAGCCGCACUCCUGGUGGCACCACCUACCGCUACGACGAUAGCGCCGGUGCCGGUACUUGCUCGUACAUUAUCGACACUGGUAUCUACACCGCCCACUCGGACUUCCAAGGUCGUGCCAUCUGGGGCAGCAACCACGUCGACAGCUCCAACACCGACGGAAACGGCCACGGCACCCACGUCGCUGGCACCGUUGGCGGUCGCCUCUAUGGUGUCGCCAAGAAGACCACCUUGAUUGCUGUCAAGGUCCUCAACGCCUCCGGCUCCGGCUCCACUUCCGGUGUCGUUGCUGGUAUCAACUAUGUCCAGACCAACUUCCCCAGCCGCAACUGCCCCAACGGCACUGUUGCCAACAUGUCCCUUGGCGGUGGCUACUCUGCCUCCAUCAACACUGCUGCCAGGAACCUCGUCAACGCCGGUGUCUUCCUUGCUGUCGCCGCUGGCAACGACAACGCCAACGCUGCCAACUACUCCCCCGCUUCCGAGGCCUCUGUCUGCACUGUCGGUGCCACCGCUAGCAACGAUGCCCGCUCCACCUUCUCCAACUAUGGUGCCGUCGUCGAUAUCUUUGCCCCUGGCACCAACAUUCUGAGCACCUGGAUUGGUGGUACCUCCGCUACCCGCUCCAUCUCCGGUACCAGCAUGGCCAGCCCCCACAUUGCCGGUCUCGGCGCCUACCUUCUAACCCUCCAGGGCCGCCGCACUCCUGCUGCUCUCUGUUCCUACAUUGCCAGCAUUGCCACCAACAACGUCAUCACCAGCGUUCCCAGCGGCACCAUCAACAAGCUCGCCUACAACGGCGUUGCUUAAAUCGUUUCCACUUCUGGAUAACAAGAUUGGCGGUCUGUUUUAAGAUCGGGACUGGAGGAGACUUACCCGGGAGAGACUUGGAUGAGGGAUGAGGGAUGAUACACAGAUGGGUGAGUCGGGAAAUUCUAGACAAACCAGUGAUAACUGGCACUCCCAAAGCUUUUUGUAUAUAAGGAGGAGUGUGUUUACUUGUUUGCUAUUUCUCUUCUUGUUUCUUUUACAUAGUACAAAGUAGCUCGGUUUCUGGGGCGGUGGAUCGGCCAACCAUCGUCUCGCAAAAGGAACGGGAUGAAUUGACGAUGUUGCAAAUAUUUGUUUCAUGCUCUGUGACCAGGGGAUUUCCAGUUAAUGCAUUCAACGACAAAGGUUGGCCAAACGCGGUUUGGCGACACAAUACACGUUGCUAUGGCAAU
Messenger RNA from Podospora pseudocomata, 2776 nucleotides. RefSeq lists its product as uncharacterized. The transcript is spliced from 4 exons. NCBI's taxonomy places the organism in Eukaryota, Fungi, Ascomycota, Sordariomycetes, Sordariales, Podosporaceae. The record is from RefSeq and is a predicted model, not a curated record. Gene Ontology annotation, biological process: proteolysis. Bases 1185 to 2363 code for a protein of 392 amino acids. Gene Ontology annotation, molecular function: serine-type endopeptidase activity.